AUGCAAGGGUUUAGCAAGUUUACCUACCGCCAGCGUGCAGAAGUGGUGCUAGCAGCCGUCAGGCUUUACGGCUUGCUGUUGAGAGUCUUGGAGCGGAUUCGAGAUUCACCCGAUGAUGCCAAACUGCGUUCGAUCAGCGCCACUGCCAAAAGCCUCCGCUCAGAUGUCCUUGAAGUGGACGGGGGCCCAGAGCUGCUGCAGUGGGCCGGCUUCCAGCCAGUUGGCGACCGUUUCCAGGCCGAUGCAGCGGCCCUCGGGCCGGAGCUCGCUGCCUCUCGCCAUGCGGAGCUUCAGGCGCAUGCUCUGCAGGAGCGUGACGCCAACUUCCGCCGCGAGCGCGAUGCCCGCAUUGAGGCAGAACGCCAAAGGCGUUUGCCCACCGGGGACACAGGGCCACCAUUAAGACGCUGGGGAGGUAGACUUCCCAGAUUCGGGAGAGGGGCCCGCAGCUUCGCAAACUGCGGCCUUCAGUGCUCCAAGAUUUCCACUCGAAUAGAGCUUCAAGCCGACCCGGACAAUCCGCGAGGAUUAAAGCCUUUGGAUGUGUCAUGCAUGCUGGAGGAGGGGGCAAAGCAAAAUGGCACGACUUACGAGCUAUAUGCCGUGGUGCAGCAUUUGGGCGCCACCCCCUUCUGUGGCCACUACGUCGCGUACUGCUGGCAUCCGCCAUCGUGCUCUUGGUGGUGUUUUGACGAUUCUAGCGUCCGGCGAGUGGACGCGAGCAGGAUUGGAGAUGAGGCACUCAAUGAUGGUGCAUACGUCCUCUUCCUGGAGAAAAGCAAGAUGCAUGAAGAAGCGACCGCUGUUUCUUGA
This is a messenger RNA of Symbiodinium sp. CCMP2592, 813 nucleotides long. The record is from the annotation of a GenBank genome assembly. Lineage: Eukaryota; Dinophyceae; Suessiales; Symbiodiniaceae.